Molecule: messenger RNA, 1498 nt
Organism: Hyla sarda
Lineage: Eukaryota; Metazoa; Chordata; Amphibia; Anura; Hylidae
Gene: LHPP
Product: phospholysine phosphohistidine inorganic pyrophosphate phosphatase
Exons: 7
Coding region: 55-879 (274 amino acids)
Biological process (GO): dephosphorylation
Cellular component (GO): cytosol
Molecular function (GO): inorganic diphosphate phosphatase activity; phosphatase activity
Source: RefSeq, a predicted model, not a curated record
UCAUAGCUAGGGGGCGUGGCCCGUCCUUCUGCUUCUUUACUAGAGCGGCUAGGCAUGGCGUCCUGGGCGAGCGGGGUCCGGGCGGUGUUGCUGGAUGUUAGCGGAGUCCUGUACGACAGCGGCGGCCCGGCGGGCGGCACCGCCAUUCCUGGCUCGGUAGAGGCCGUCAACAGGAUCCGUAAAUCUGGUGUAAAGCUGCGAUUCUGCACGAAUGAGUCUCAGGCCACGAGGGCUCAGUUUGUCCAUAAACUGCAGAAGUUUGGAUUUAGCAUCUCUGAAGAUGAAGUUACUGCUCCAGGACCUGCGGCAAGAAAACUAAUGCUGGAACAGGGGCUGCGCCCUCACCUCCUGGUCCAUGACGAUCUCCUCCCUGAAUUUGACUCCAUUGAUAAAUCCCAACCCAACUGUGUUGUGAUCGGAGAUGCUGCUGAAAACUUUUCUUAUCAAAAUGUCAACCGAGCAUUUCAAGUGUUACUUGGCCUGGAAAAACCAGUUCUGAUAUCUCUAGGGAAAGGACGUUAUUAUAAGGAAACACAUGGCUUGAUGUUAGAUGUGGGGGCCUACAUGAAAGCUCUGGAGUACGCCUGCGAUAUCACAGCCGAGGUUGUGGGAAAACCUGCCAAGAACUUCUUCAUGUCUGCACUGAAAGAGCUGGGUGUGCAACCACACGAGGUAGUAUAUGAGGCUGUAAUGGUUGGAGACGACGUUGUCAGUGAUAUUGGAGGAGCGCAAAGCUGUGGGAUCCGCGGUGUACUCGUCCGGACAGGAAAAUACAGGCCUAGUGAUGAACACCACCCUCAGGUGACUGCUGAUGGAUACGUGGAUAAUCUAGCCCAAGCAGUGGACAUCCUUCUGGCUUCUAGGACAUCUGACCACUGAUCUCACUCUACCCUUCAUGUCCCCUCUAUCACAUGUACUAAAAGAAAAAAGAAGAUGAACCCUCUAUUUUUUUUUAUUUAAAUUUUUUUUUUGCUACCCAGGGUGCCUCCAGUGACUGCAAAACUACAGCUCCCGGCAUGCCGGGAGUUGUAGUUUUGCAACAGCUGGAGGCUUCUGUUUGAGAGACACUGCUGUAAAACCAUUAAAGGGGUACUCCGCCCCUGGCAUCUUAUCCCCUAUCCAAAGGAUAGGGGAUAAGAUGUCAGAUUGCCGCAGUCCCGCUGCUGGGGACCCCGGGGAUCGCCGCUGCGGCACCGCGCUAUCAUUACUGCACAGAGCGAGUUUGCUCUGUGCGUAAUGACGGGCGAUACAGGGGACGAAGCAGCGUGACGUCAUGGCUCCGCCCCUCAUGACAUCUUGGCCCGUCCCCUUAAUGCAAGUCUAUGGCAGGGGGCAUGACGACCACCACGCCCCCUCCCAUAGACUUGUAUUUGCGGGGUCGGGCCGUGACGUAACAAUGCUCCGGCCCCUGUAUCGCCCGUCAUUACGUGCAGAGCGAUCUCGCUCUGCGCAGUAAUGAUAGCGGGGUGCUGCAGCAGCGAUCACCGGGGUCCCCAGC